UUUAUGACAACAUUUUACUAUUAGUGAUAUUUGUAAAAUGUAAUAUAAAAAUAAUGAUAUUUUAACGUGAAGAUAAAACACUAUCGGACGAUACGAGCAUAUUCACACACACGAAUGCAUGUGUAUACAUAAAUGAGGAUGAUAUAAAAUCUUGCUUGCUAGAGAUUCUGCAGUAGCAACUGAGACGUAUAUCUGCGAUAAUUAUUAUUUGUUUUGUGGAAUAGAGAUAAGUCAGUUAGGAAAACGCGCAACUUCUUAGUUGGUGAAGUUCUCUUGAAGAAGUUGAUUCAUUACAGUGAAAGCAUACAACAUGACGUAUCAGGAAACUAAAUCUUCCUUUAAAAUCGAAAAUAACAUCUUGAUAAACGACGAGGAUGCAAUUGAAAGUGAAUGUACAAGUAUUGGGGAAUUAAUCCUGAACGCAUUUAAAGCGAAGUCGGAUUUUAUCGGACAGAUAGAUGCGCUGACGGGAAAACAAAAUACGUUCCAGCAAAUGAGAGAAAGGAGCGUAAAAUGCGCAUUAUGGCUAAGGAAGCAGAAUGUUAAGCCAGGCGACAUAAUUGUGACAUGUACGCAUAAUCAAUUGGAAUCUUACGUACCGUUCGUAGCUUCCAUGUAUAUCGAUGUUUGCAUAAAUCCGUGGAACGAACAUUCCAGCUCAGGCAGUAUAGAGCAUUUCUUCAAGAUCGUCAAGCCGAAAGUGAUCUUCGUCAAUGGCAACAAAGCCGCGACGAUCCUUGAGGUCGCAACGAAGCUGGGCGUUUCUCCGAAGAUCGUGGUUUUCGACGAGACUGAAGGUUUCGAAUCACUCGAGUCGAUUUUGAACGGACAUUUUGAUGAGGCCGAAGUCGACGGAUUCUCCUGUACGACGUUAAAGAAGAACAAUAUACGAGAGACCACGGUGGUAUUAUUUUCUUCCGGCACGACCGGCCUCCCUAAAGCCAUAGAGAUCCCUCAUACAUUGUUCACCAGUUUAUCAAGGAUGGAAGUGCCUCCCAUGUCACCUAGUGACGUUGGUCUGUGGUUCGGAUCCUUAAGUUGGAUCACCAGUGUAUUAUUGACCAUUCAUACUAUACUCUCGUACGCGACAGCGAUUAAGUGUUCUGGAUUUGACUGUGAGAAGGUGUACCAGAUGAUAGGGAAGUACAAGGUGACUUGGAUGUUAAUCGAGACCGGUAUGUGCAACCGAUUAGUGAAAUCUGGUGUCUUGACGAGAUACAAUAUUUCUUCCUUGAAGAUAAUCAUAUAUGGCGGUUCGGUAAACAAAGCUGAACUUCACGAGAAUCUCGUUAAAUCUCUGCCGGAUGUUCUUAUCAUGCCGAUUUACGGCAUGACUGAAACAGGAUCAAUUUCUUACUCAACAAGCACCGGAAAGUUCGGAUCCAGCGGUCGUAUAUGCAAGAACAACCGUUUAAUGAUCGCCGAUCUUAACACCGGGAAACCGUUAGGCCCCAAUAUGCAUGGUGAAAUCUGCACCAAGUCUCUGACUAUGAUGAACGGUUAUUACAGAGAUCCUGAAAAUACCAAGAACAUUUUCGAUAAGGAUGGAUGGUUCCACACUGGAGAUCUGGGCUACUAUGACGAGGACGGCUAUAUUUUCAUCGUUGAUAGGAUCAAGCAGCUCAUUAAAUGCAAAGGCCAUCAAGUUUCGCCAACGGAAAUUGAAAUACUGUUACAGAGUCAUCCGUCUGUAUACGAAAGCGCCGUAGUUCCUGUGCCUCAUCUUUUCGACGGACAGCAUCCGACUGCGUUCGUCCAGAAAAUGUCGGGGGCAGAAGUGACGGCAGAGGAGCUAGAACAAUUAGUGGCCAUGAACAUGGAGGAUUACAAAAAACUUCGUGGAGGUGUGGUGUUCCUAGAGAACAUACCGCAUGUUCCCAACGGAAAAAUCGACCGGAAGCAACUUCGUAACAUGGCGGAGAUUUUCAAGAAAAAAUAAAGUCGCCCAGAUCAGCCAUUCCACAUUCUAAUUAAUGUUGCAAUCACCAUUUAUAGUUCGCGGGUUAUAAGAUUGAAAAAGUAGAUAUGAUAGUAAUCAGGUGGUGCUGAAAUAUUGGGCGUGUGUGAAAGUUUUGAAGGGUUUCUCAAAUAUAUACUGACUAAUCUAGUUUUAUUGCACUAUUUGCAAAUAUGUAAGAAUAUAAUAUAUCAAAGAUAAUAGAAAAUAAUAAUAACGCGAUUAUAUAUGAAUAAAUCAGUCUUAUUAGUUGAUCUUACCUUUUAACAUAUAUAUAACACAGUGUCAAAGUAUUGUCAAAAUCAUAUUACUUACAACGGAUAUCUAUAAUGGGAAAUACGAUGAAUUGUCGAUGAUCCAUAAAAAUAUGCAUAAUUAAUAAAUAAUUAUUGCAUAUACUAGUAUAUAUUCCGUAAUUUACAAUGAAAUGCUUCUUACUGAAAAUAUGUGCUUGUCAAUAAAACAUGUUUUACCCAAGCACGUGCAUUGUACGUUUCAUAAUACUAUGUAUUUGGGAAUACUGUCCUGUAUCUAGAAUAAAAAUGUUAUUUCACACAUGUUAUCUCGUGUA
Molecule: messenger RNA, 2528 nt
Organism: Harpegnathos saltator (Jerdon's jumping ant)
Lineage: Eukaryota; Metazoa; Arthropoda; Insecta; Hymenoptera; Formicidae
Product: 4-coumarate--CoA ligase 1
Exons: 8
Coding region: 311-1939 (542 amino acids)
Molecular function (GO): CoA-ligase activity
Source: RefSeq, a predicted model, not a curated record